Messenger RNA from Hydractinia symbiolongicarpus, 2058 nucleotides. Its product is annotated as neuronal acetylcholine receptor subunit alpha-7-like. Gene Ontology annotation, cellular component: membrane; neuron projection; synapse. The record is from RefSeq and is a predicted model, not a curated record. The coding region runs from base 209 to 1675 and encodes 488 amino acids. Gene Ontology annotation, molecular function: extracellular ligand-gated monoatomic ion channel activity; neurotransmitter receptor activity; transmembrane signaling receptor activity. Lineage: Eukaryota; Metazoa; Cnidaria; Hydrozoa; Anthoathecata; Hydractiniidae. The transcript has 7 exons. Gene Ontology annotation, biological process: nervous system process; chemical synaptic transmission; regulation of membrane potential.
CUAACAAUAUUAUUAAAAUCUAACUCGUUUGAUUUUUUUCAAAUAUUAUAGCCAUGCAGCAAAUUAUGAGGUUAUGACGCACAUGCCAGUUUCACAGCUUUGGUUAUACAUAAAAUACUCUGUUAUGUUACACAUUCAUUAAAAACUUAAAAUUUAAAGAAGAGUGAAGUAUUUCCGUGAAGAGAGAAGAGAAUCAGGAUACUUCAGAAUGCUAAACUUUUUAAAUCUUAUUUUUUUACUUAGUUACGUAAAAGCGAGGCUGAACUCAGCAAGUUUACACGAGCAUCUGAAAAGCAAGUUGAAGCUUUCUCCAUAUACAGAAAACAAUCAAAAGCUUUUGGUGUAUUCAAAUUUGCAGCUACUACGACUCAUUGAUGUGGAAGAACAUAGUCAACAAGUGCUACUGUUUGUGCUAGCAACUCAGAGAUGGUUUAAUCCUCAUCUAUCGUGGAACUCAACUUAUUAUGAAAAUAUCGAUCACUUGAUUCUCAAAUCUUCAGAUGUGUGGCAGCCGGAUAGCUUGUUGCACGAAAGCACGCUACCUGAUGGUUACGCCAACCCUCCGUUAUCUGAACUAGAGACGUACGUGAAAAUCAAUUCGAACGGUACUUGUGAAUGGAUUGGAGAGAUUGUAAUCAAAAAGGACUGCAAUAUCCAUCUUAAACAGUUCCCCUUUGACGAGCAUAAAUGCAGCAUCAUACUUACUUCAAGUUAUUCUUCUAAAAACCGUCUUGGGUUCAUUCUACAAGAUCCAGAGAAACGUAUAGAUGAAAGAUUUAGGAAUAAAGAAUGGGAAUUGAAAAUUAUGGAAAUAAACGAAUCAGAAAUGAUUGUUGGUGUAAAUGAGCAGUCGUCAAUAAAGUUAAAAUUUAGUUUGCACAGAAACGCAUAUGCUUAUUACGUAAAUUUUUUUGUUCCGUGUAUUCUCUUAUCGAUUUUAAUGAUUCUCGCGUUCCUUAUUCCAUUACCUUCGCUCAACCGUCACAACCACGCGUUAAAUAUAUUACUAACUAUUAUCAUAUUCGAGCAGCUUACGAUGGAUAUUUUACCGCCCUAUGCAUUUCCUGUUCUAUCCGAAAUGUACUUUUGUACAAUGUUAUUGUCAUUUUUGUCUUUAGUAAUCGUAACGAUGGGCUUAAAUAUGUUUUAUCGGGAAGGGAAAGUUAUUUCUCGCUUUGUACACGUUAUUGUUAUCGAUUGGUGCGCAGUUGUUGUUUUAAUGACACGUCGGUAUUAUAACUACACAAACGGAAAACACGAUAUUGACCCGAUAAGUGUUAAUCGAUGCAUUCAAGCAUUAAAUCAAUUGAAAGAAAACACGAAUUUAAAACGAGAGAAUAGUAGAAGUGAAAAUAUCGACUUUGCUGUGCAUACGAAUAUCGACUUAGCUGUGAAUAUAAAUGUCGAUUUUGAUAACGCUGACUACCAAAAUCUAAGAAGAACAAACAAAACAGAAGCCAUUAAGAUGUUAAUAGAAGAAGAAGUAAAAACAUUACCCUUACUGGAUGGAAUGGAGAUAGAAAAUACUAGGAAAGAGCUGCGAGAGAAAAUAACUAGCAGUGUCAACAGAUUGGAAGUUGAGGCGGUGAUAAGAUCGACUGAUCGUUUAUUUUUACUCAUGUAUGUGUUAACAAUGGGAAUGAUAGCAUUAUAUGCUGUCAUGUCUUCAGAAUAAAAAAUAGUACAAGUGUAUAUAAGUAGCGGCGCAAUGCUCAAAUGUCAACAGUAACACCGUUGUUUAUAAGCACGCAUUGCUAGCUUCAGACGUUGAAAUUAGUACUAACACCUUACUUAAAAAAUAAGGUCAUGAAUACAGAUUUGAUUAUAUCUACAACUUCGAAUUCUUUCUACUAUAACAAUGAUUUUUUAGUGAAAAAGUGCCAUCGUCAUUUUGUGGGGAAAAAAUAUUUCUUAGUGAUUUGUUACUUAAGUAGAGCGGGCAUAUGCGCUGUUGUUUAUAAAAUAUACGCUUGCGUUAUUGUAUAUUAACCUUUUUUACCAGAAUGUUAAGCAAUCUACUACUUGAAAUCGAAUUUUAAAAAGGUUAAAUUUUACAAA